AUGUUAUUAAUAAGGAUUCGCGCAGGCAAAGCUGCGGGCAAAAUCCAGUGUCAAGAGUCCAGCAAGAGUUUUAUACUAACGUUUAAAAUAAACGGCAACAAGACGGGUGCCAAGCAGUCCGUCGCAGAGGAGCAAGAAGGCCUCUUGCGGCAAUACCAGGCGUGCCUGGACAAAUACGUUGACUUCCCGUACACUACCAAAUAUGCGUACUGUAACGCGACGUUCGACGGAUACCUCUGCUGGCCGCCCACGCCGGCGGGCACGACGGCGAGCCAGAACUGUCCAGAUGCCCGACUUAGUGAUACUAACAACUUUGCCAAUCGAAGAUGUGGAGAUGACGGGCUUUGGAUUGGUCGUCGAGGUAACAAGAGCAACGAAGUAGGCUGGACCAACUAUAUGCCCUGCUUCCCCCCUGAAGUCCAAGAACUGUUGAUGAAGGUAUACGAGGAUGAUGAACGAGAUGCCCAUUUAAAAUUUGAAAUAGCUCAACGAACACGUUAUAUGGAAAUAGUUGGUUUUAGUUUAUCUCUCGUGGCUCUGAUCAUUUCUCUUUUCAUCUUCUCUUAUUACAGGUCUCUUCGCAAUAGUCGCACUCGUAUUCACAAAAGUCUGUUCAUCGCGAUGGUGGUACAGGUUCUAAUUCGUUUGACCCUGUACAUCGACCAAGCCCUCAUCAGAAGCAUGAUCGGAGACCAUUCCACCAACAACAACGACACUUUGAAGGGGAUUGAUAAUAUGCCGUACCUCUGCGAAUCAUCGUACGUGUUACUUGAAUACGCCGUGACCGUCAUGUUCAUGUGGAUGUUUAUUGAGGGAUUGUACCUCCAUAACGUGGUGACCGCUAACGUUCUUAGGGAAAGAACCUCUCAUUUGGUGUACUGUGUUACCGGAUGGGGAUUACCAAUGGUUGUGACCGGUAUCUGGUCAAUAAUGACCGCCUUACAUUACAGUCGUGAAAGUGUGAGACAAUGCUGGUACGGCUACAACUUCUUAUCUUUAUACUGGAUUGUCCAAGGUCCGAGGCUCGGCGUCGUCUUGAUCAAUUUGUUUUUCCUACUGAACAUAAUGAAAGUUCUUAUCGUCAAGUUGAAACGGAGUAACAAUACGGAAGUAGAAAAACUCAGGAAAGCAGUCCGCGCAGCUCUGGUUCUGUUGCCCCUACUCGGUAUCACAAACGCCACUAACAUGAUUGAAGCCCCACUAUAUGGCAGCGUCUGGAAGUUUGCACUGUGGAGCUACAGCACGCACUUCCUGAGGUCAUUCCAGGGCUUCUUCAUUGCUCUUAUUUACUGCUUUCUGAAUGGCGAGAAAUGA
Galleria mellonella (greater wax moth) is the source of this 1314-nucleotide messenger RNA. RefSeq names its product PDF receptor-like (gene NGR-B2). Gene Ontology annotation, biological process: cell surface receptor signaling pathway; adenylate cyclase-modulating G protein-coupled receptor signaling pathway. Bases 1 to 1314 code for a protein of 437 amino acids. The record is from RefSeq and is a predicted model, not a curated record. Gene Ontology annotation, cellular component: plasma membrane. The transcript has 11 exons. Gene Ontology annotation, molecular function: G protein-coupled peptide receptor activity. Lineage: Eukaryota; Metazoa; Arthropoda; Insecta; Lepidoptera; Pyralidae.